Messenger RNA from Vitrella brassicaformis, 4847 nucleotides. The record is from the annotation of a GenBank genome assembly. Lineage: Eukaryota; Vitrellaceae.
CCGGUAUUUUUCCUUCCAUCGGCGGAUGCAAGUGUAGCUCUAUGAAUCCGCGCUAUCUCUCUCCCCACCACCCGCCUACCCAUGCACUCACGCACACAAUCCAAUCUAAGCAGCUCCACGUCCAUCCAGCCGACCCUUCCCCAUCAGCCCAGCUAUCCGCCACUCUCAGCCAUCCACAGCUGCCGCCGCCACCCCCUCUUUGAUGUCGGUCAUCGGGUUGAGUCUCGUUCGUGUGGCGGCGGGUGCGGGCACCUGGGGUGAGGGGGAGGGCGAGAAGCGGAACCCACAGUGGGGCGACAUGGCGGGAGAUGGGGAGCCGCCGAUCGACAGACGGCCGCCGCCACCCACACGCUGAUCGAUGGAUGGAGACAUGCGAGAGGGAUGGGAUUGACUGCGCAUGUGUGUGUGUAUAUGUGUGUUGAGAGGCCGGCAAGCACUGUACCUGGAAGUUGAAUAUGAGUCUGCCGGGUGAGUGUGCGUAGGGAAUGUCCUGGUACGUCUCCGCCGCCAUAGCGCGGGCCAACUCCUCCUGUAAACCAACCACACAUAUGGGGGGCAGGCAAGCCACUUGUGUCUCCUCUGUUCUCUUUCGCGUGCCACCGUCAGUCACUUUACCUGCAGUUUGCCGAGUUUGUGCACCUCGAGGAGGUUGGCGUUGGCCAUCAUCUCAUACAACACAAACUGACACACAAAGACACACACACAUAUACACACAGAGAGAGGGGGGGAGGUGAGCGAACCACACUUGCGGCUUCUUCCUUCAGUGUCCGCCACCCAUCGAUUCACGUACCUUGUCCAUGAGGCUGCGCCACUGCUCUGCUGUCGGCAGCUGCAGCACAUCAGGCCCUUCUGCAGCACCAGCAGCAGCAGCAGCAGCAGGCUCCUCUACACCUGACACAACAUUGACAGAUCAGUGGGUGGACGGCGUGUGAGCCGCCCACCUUGUUUGAUCAUGUCUUGGUCGGUGUUGUUGUCAAUGUGGUCGUCACCUUGUGAAGGCUCAGGUACGGUUGCCUGCUCGUACUCUUGGAUGGCCGCGCGCCACUCCAUCAUGGCGUCCUCACCCCUAAUGGAUGGAUACACCCACACACCAAUGCCAGCCACAGACACGCGCAUGGUAGACAGACAACACAGUAAUGCAUUUUUUCGGUCACGGCGGUAUGGUUUGUCACGGCGGUAUGGUUUGUGUACUUGCGCAGUUUCUCCCGCAGGAUGGCUAUCUCCAGGUCAAGCUCCGCCUCCUGCAUAUACCCAUGCCCCCACACACAGAUGCAUAGGAGACAUGAACAUAGGUAUACGAACCCCUUUCUCUGUGUUGUGUUGACCUACCUUCUGCUCGAGAGGCGACAGCUGCUUCUUGCCGGUACCUGGCUUGUCGUCAAACUGCACAACACACACACACACACACACACAUACACAUACACAUCAUGGGCCUGUGUGUGUUGAGAUGUGUCUGUGCCCUCCCUCCCUCCCUCCCUCCCUCCCCCACCCACCCACCACGAGUAUCUGUUCAGGUCUAUCCCGCUCGGCCUCCUCAAGGGCGUCCAGGUAGGCGUUGUCCAGUAUGUCCAACAAUGCGGCAGCUGCAACCAAUGAAUGUGGGACACACACAUACACACGCACACACGCAUAAAGGGCUGACAUGACAGGGGGGCAUUGCAUUGGCCCUCACUUUGCUGUUUCUCGUCUUCGGUUCCGCCCUCUAGCUCCAACUGACGGCGGCCGGCCGCCAUGGCUAUCUCGUACACCUUGCGCUCCUCACUCGUGGAAUCUGCACACACACCACACACACACAAACAAAGGCGUGGAUGAGUACAUUUGAUGCACAGCCGUCUGGUUUGGGCACACCGACCGUUGUUCAGAAUCUCCUUCUGCGCAGCCAAAAACUCCGGAUCGUUAUAAACUGACAUACAUAAACACCACCCAACACACACAUCGAUAUAUGCGUCCCCCCCGCCACCCCCCCUUCCCUGACUCACUGUCCAUGAGGUUGCCGGUGGACUUCCGAGGUCUCCGCGCCAUUGGCCUCGGCGACGGCGGCACCAAAUCCAUCCCAUCGCUAUCGCUACCACCACUCACACCCACAUGGGGACUGUUCUCGGGCGCGCGCAGCCCCCCAACCUCACCAACACACUCAAACACGCCGCUGGUAGGGGCAGGACCGGCCGACAUAGGGCGGGGCCGCACAAACACCGGCGAGACGCCACGCAGGAAGUCGAACCCUCCUCCUCCCCCGCUGCCCUGGCCAUUCUGACCCUGGCCCUCCCGCUCCAGCCGUUUCCUGGUCUCUUCGAGCAUCUUGGACACGCCCAGACGCGCCUUCCUGGGUGGGGGUGGCGAGAUGGGCCGCGGGGCGGCCGGGGAGAAGUCCAUGGCGUGCUGCUGCUGCUGGUGUUGCUGCUGUUCCUCCACUUGUGUGAUGAGGUGGUUGACCAUGUCCUUGACCUGCUCCUCGCCCUCCUGCCCCUCCUCUCCCUCCCACCCGAGACCCCGAUUGGGCGUCAGGGGCCGCUCGAGCGGGCUGCGAUUCAUCAUGGGAGCCACCCACAUCCCCGGGGAGGGGUUGAAUGGCAUUGGGAAUGCAGAGGGUGCUCUCGACUUGGGUUGGGGUGGCAGGGGGGGUGUGAGUGGUCGGCGGUAGGGCGUGAUCGUGGGGGGGAUGGGGUCGGGCGGCGGCAUCAGGAUCUGUGACAGCGAACGGGCCUCCUUGUCCUUGUCAGGGUUCAACACGCUGCACACAUGACACACAUGCAGCACAAAACAGAGAGAGAGAGAGAGAUCAAACCGCCAUUCGUCCAUCGCCGCCCCAUGCCACCGACGCACCUGUGUCGGGGUAGUCUUCUGUGUGGUGUGAGCGGUCUGCCCCAUUCUUUCUCCUCCUCAGGUGCGUGGCUGGGCGGCGCCAUCCACCCGCUGCCGCACUCGAGCUGGAUCUCCAGCCCCAGCCGCUCAGGGUGCGAACAGAACAGCACCUCGUACGCACCCAGCGGCGGGUCGCCGAUGGUCGGCACGUCAAACAUCUCAUAAUACGCAGGGGGCACACGCUUGCGCGACGACUGACGAAUCACACACAUACAGACACACACACACGCACACACACAUAUGAACACAGCCACUACCACGCCCCCCUCCCUCCCCUAUAUGUGCCUCCCCUAUAUGUGUGUGGGGGGUGGCGUACCUUUGCCUUUCCAUCCUUGGGCGCGAGCACGUGGGGCGCCUUGAGUGGUGUGGUGAAGAAUCCGCCCCACGGCGGCUGCAGCAGGGUGUUCAGCGUCACGACCCGCACUGUGGGUGAGGGCGGGGGCGAUGGCGAGGGCACCGGGCUGAGCCGAUCUAUGUCCGUCUGGAUGUUCCGCUGCUGCUGCUGCUGCCGGGCCUCCGAUGGCAGCAGCGUCUUGCGCCGCUCACGCUGGGCUGAGGGAGGGGUCUUGGCGGGCGGCUUGGCACGGUCCACACGCACAGCUGCUGCAGCAGCUGCUGCUGCAGCACCUAGAAGCAGAGAAGGCAAGAGUGUGUAAGUGUGUUUGUGUGUGUGUGUGUCUCCUGUGGGUUCUGUAGUUGGUACCUGUGGCUAUCUCUACGCUUUUGGCUUUCGACUGGUCAUGCUGCAUGACACGCCGGGCCUUCCUCCUUUCUCCCUCGCCCCCAUCCCCGGCGCCAUCCUCACCCAGAACACCAUCCUCCACACCCAACCCCACGCCCCCUCCUCCCGCCCCCUCUCUCUGCUGCUGCCACUGCCGCUGCCGCUGCCGCCCCUCGUCUGUGUCAGCUCUGUCCGUGAGCUGCCGUGUGUCGCCGAGUACGGGCCGAUCGUCCAUGAUCUUGGGGAUGCCGCUACUGCCGCGGUUCGGCUUGGCACGGGGCAGCGGCAGAUUCUGACCGGUAGGCUUCCCCUCUGCGUGUGCACCCAUCACAACACAACAAACAGAGAGAAUCCAGGUCAGAGAGGAGAUGUGCACAUCCAUCCAUCCAUCCAUCGGCGCUGCUUGUGAUCCUGCUCACGAUGUAUCUUGUGCAGCGGCGUCUGGACGCCCCAUGGCUUGAUCGCCCCGACAGCCACCCCUCCCGCCCCCGCAAGACUUGACUUGACCGCUCCUCUGUGCGAGGGAGGCAAGGGAGGCCUCGCCACCGCAGGAGCAGCCGGCACAGCGGCCGCAGCGGCCGCAGCUGCUGCUGGUGCAGCGGGCUCGCUCGACUCCAUAUGGUGCACUUCGUCAUCUCGUCCGUCAGCCUGCUGUGUCUGUGUGGCGUCGUCGCGGCGAUGGCGCUUCGGUGGGACGUAGUCGGGCGGGCGGUUGCACCGCAGCUCCUUCCUGCACACAGACACAAUUAAUUCACAGAAUGUCAUCCGUGCCAAAUGGAAUGGUUGGAUGGACGCAUAUAUCGUGAGAAACCACCUCACCUCUGCGGCACAGACGACUGUUUGGGCGUGUUUCUGAAGUUGCUGGGGUCUCGAGUGGUGUUCUUGGCACCAGCAGGAGCCUGGGCGCCCUGAGCGCACAGAUCGACCCACACAGACCAUGGGAAUGGAUGCAUUCUUGCCCCCGAAGUUCCCGCAGCCAAUGGCCCGCAGCGCGCCGCUCACGUCGUUUUCAUUGCCGUCAUUGCCUACUGCCGCCUCACGCAAAUGCUGCCCGUCGGAAGGCUGACAUGACACAACCACACCAUCAGCAGAUGUAUCCAUCCACAGAGGGUUGAUGCGUAGUUGGCAGUUGGUAGUCGUGGCGUAUACGUUGUCCUGUGGCGGUCGGUGCCGCUUCCGAUGGAUACCGCCCUCACGGGCCGGACGAGGCUCAUCCCUGCCCUCCUCCGACAUAGGCAGUCUUCAACACAAUGCGAUGCGAUGC